AUGGAAAGUCCUCCAUCCCGAAACGAGUUCCAGAUCGGUUGGAUAUGUGCCCUACCUAUCGAAGCGGCCGCCGCAAUCCAGAUGCUGGAUGAGAAUUUCGGUAUUCUUCAAGAGCAGGAAAGGACUGACACCAACACAUACAACUUAGGUCGGAUCGAUCGUCACUACGUCGUGAUCGCGUGUCUGCCCGAUGGACAAUACGGGGCUACUUCAGCCACCACAGUUGCCAACAACAUGAUGCGAACAUUUAGUGACUCGCUCCGCAUCGGCUUGAUGGUGGGCAUCGGUGGAGGGGCCCCUUCUGCUAACUAUGACAUUCGCCUGGGCGAUAUCGUGGUCAGUCGUCCUGAAGGCUCUCAUGGCGGCGUCAUUCAACACGACAUGGGAAAAAUCGGCAAAUAUGGCGAAAUUCAACGCGUUGGAUCCUUGAAUAGCCCGCCAAAGUCGUUGCUGAACGCGCUGGCUCAGAUGAGGGCAGCCGAACUAUAUGAUGAUCCUCGGUAUCCUGUUUACCUUCAAGAAGCUAUUGGAAAAAAUACACGGACACGGAAAACCUUCAGCCGCCCUGACAUCAAGCUGGACCGGCUAUUCAAAAUAGAGCAUACGCAUCCUGAAAGUGCAACGUCCUGUGAUCAGUGUCUAGCGGAAUGGGAGGAAAAUCGGACCAGUCGUGAGGAGAGCUAUCCACAGAUUUAUUAUGGAACGAUCGCAUCUGGGAAUACUUUGAUCAAAGACGGAAAGACGAGAGAGGCUAUCCGCAAGGAGACCGGUGCGUUGUGUUUUGAAAUGGAGGCAGCAGGCCUGAUGGCGGACUUUCCUUGUCUGGUGGUACGUGGUAUUUGCGAUUAUGCCGACUCGCACAAGAAUAAACAAUGGCAAGGUUAUGCUGCACUAGCGGCAGCGGCAUUUACGAAAGAGCUGCUGGGUUAUGUCCCAAAGGGUGUAUCUCAAGAGAGCUUAGCGGCAGAUAUCUGUCCUCUGCUUGAAGGCAUUAAGGAGGACCAGAAAAAGGCUUUCGAUCAACGAGAAAGCCAUCACCGCGAAAAAAUGGAGAGAGUCUUGACGAAGAUCAACGUCGCUGUCAUCAAGCAUUCAAGACGUCAACUUAUAAAGAUUUCAAAAAUCGCAACCCAAAUCGAGCGAAAGGAACGUGUGAGUGGGUACUCAACAGCCCCGAGUACCUGCGUUGGUGGAACGCCACAAGCAAUGAUCUCUUAUGGAUCUCGGCUGACCCAGGAUGCGGUAAAUCCGUACUCGCAAAAUCAUUGA
This is a messenger RNA of Talaromyces stipitatus ATCC 10500, 1269 nucleotides long. RefSeq lists its product as uncharacterized. The record is from RefSeq and is a predicted model, not a curated record. The coding region runs from base 1 to 1269 and encodes 422 amino acids. Gene Ontology annotation, molecular function: catalytic activity. The transcript is spliced from 2 exons. Gene Ontology annotation, biological process: nucleoside metabolic process. NCBI's taxonomy places the organism in Eukaryota, Fungi, Ascomycota, Eurotiomycetes, Eurotiales, Trichocomaceae.